AUGGAAGCUUCCCUUGAGGGCCUUGUGGUGGCCGGUAUUGAUGUACCGAUAUCAAUGUAUCCCCAUGUUGCUCAACUUUUCUUUAAAAAACAAUUGUGCGGUGGUUCAAUUAUUAGUGAACGUGUCAUAUUAACUGCGGCUCAUUGCUUAUUUGGAGAUGACGGUCAAGUUGUGCUUCCAAACGAGGUUAUGGUCUAUUUAGGAUCGGACUGGCUGAGGGAAGGAGCUAAUUACAACAUUUGCAAACUCGUUCCACACGAAAAUUACUCAGGAAGGAACGAAAUAUCCUUCUAUUACUAUGACCUAGGGUUGGUUUCACUACAGGAAAAAAUAAAAUUUGGACGCUCGGUAAAAAUGAUGAAAAUCGCAAACACAGAAUCUUUUAGGAACGAGAAAUUUGGGUUCACCAUUGCUGGUUUCGGAGCUGUUUCGAGUUCAUUUCCCUCCGGUCCGUCUAUCAAACUAAAAGCGACCCGAAUGUACUACGUUAGCACAAAAAAAUGUAACGAAAGCCAAUCAUUCAGAAAUGUUAUGAACGUCCCAGAUCAUAUGUUUUGCAUGAUAGGCAAGGGUUGGGCAAGCGAUUGUUAUGGUGAUUCCGGUUCGGGGAUUAUUUGGAAAAGAUCAUUAGUGGGCGUCGUUGCAUUGGGGCGAGACAUCUUUUGUGGUUCCGAUAUGCUUCCCUCAAUGUACACCGACAUAGUGUAUUUUCGGAAAUGGGUCACGGAGAAAGUCAUUGAGCUUGAGUCUUUGCCUGUAGAGCAAUGUGGG
This is a messenger RNA of Iphiclides podalirius (scarce swallowtail), 771 nucleotides long. Lineage: Eukaryota; Metazoa; Arthropoda; Insecta; Lepidoptera; Papilionidae. The record is from the annotation of a GenBank genome assembly.